AUGCCUUCACGACGCAGUCACACGAAAUCACGGCACGGAUGCCUCCAAUGCAAACAAAGACGACAUAAGUGCGAUGAAUUACAACCUACCUGCCAGAAAUGUAUAGACCGUGGCGUUACAUGCAGCUACAGUCAAUCGACAUCAUCGCCAAGUAAUGCUACACCAUCAUUUGCAAUACUUUCAUCUUCUUCGAGGCCUCCAACGCCCCCUUCAGAAACCAUAAAAACUUCUGUCCCUUGCGUCCCAAAGAAAGACUUGAACUUGGAGGACUUGGAACUGAUGGUCCAAUGGUGUACCCAUACCAGCCUCACGCUGUCCCGAAACAGCUCUGUCACAUGGAUUUGGAAAUCAGUCAUUCCCAGAAAAGCUGCCCACCAUCCCUUUCUCAUGAAUGGAAUCCUCGCCCUUGCUGCUUUACAUCGAGCGUUUGGCGAAUGCUCGGCAGAUACUCGCGGGAGAUAUUUGGCGAUUGCGCAAGCGCAUCACUCUGAGGCUAUCACCGGCAUUGCGAGAGAGGAAUCGCUGCAAAGUUCAAACGCCGACGCCACAUACGCUCUAUCCAACAUUAUCAUCAUAUUUACAUUUGCCCUUCCGUUAUAUUCCAAACCAAGUCACGAGAUGGAGUAUUUGGACGAGCUUCUCCGCAUAUUUCAUAUCUGCCGCGAGUCAAUAACAAUCCUCAUGGCCGUUGUGCAGUGGGUGCGCGAAGGCCAACUCGCGACUUUGGUAGACACGGAGACAGUUUCUUUUCACCCUUCGAUGGGUGCAAAUCCUCAGCCUGCACCAUACAAUCUCGGAGCUCUGCACCAUUUAUAUUCUAACAUAUCUCAUAUUUACACCGCUGCGGAAAGAGAGACCUACGAAUCGGUAAUUCAAGAUCUUCAGAUUGCCUUUGAGAGCCUUGCAAGUCCUCAAGAGCCAAGCACUGUGACUGCAAUGUUCCGUUGGAUAUUUGCGGUCCGUAGAGAAUUUAUACAAAUGUUGAAGUCGCGUAAACCACUUGCGAUGGUUAUCGUGGUUUAUUUCAGUGUCCUGAUGCAUCGCCUACGGGGUUAUUGGUGGGUAGGGGAUUGGAGCCAAAGAUUGCUCGAUGAAAUCUAUUACACAAUCGACCCGGAGUGGAGGCAGCACGUUGCUCCUAUUCUUGGUUUGCUCAGAAAAUCAGAUAUCCACGACACACCGGAGCAACACGAAAAUGCAGAUGUUCACGUUGACUCAAUUCUUCAGACUUGA
Messenger RNA from Penicillium nucicola, 1233 nucleotides. RefSeq names its product Zn(II)2Cys6 transcription factor domain-containing protein. Gene Ontology annotation, biological process: regulation of transcription by RNA polymerase II. Bases 1 to 1233 code for a protein of 410 amino acids. The record is from RefSeq and is a predicted model, not a curated record. Lineage: Eukaryota; Fungi; Ascomycota; Eurotiomycetes; Eurotiales; Aspergillaceae. The transcript has 2 exons. Gene Ontology annotation, molecular function: zinc ion binding; DNA-binding transcription activator activity, RNA polymerase II-specific.